AUGAGCUUGAACAACAUUGUCAUCGUCACUGGCGCCUCACGCGGCAUCGGCAGACAAAUUGCACUUUAUUUGCUGUCCAAGGAUGUGUCUGUCGUCGGGCUAGCCCUUAAUGGCGACGCGCUGCUUGCCCUUGAGGAGGAGGCCCCAAAGCUAUCGGACACGGCCAAGUUUAUUCCAGUCAUCGGAGACGUCACCGACGAAGCUGUCCAGCAGCAAGCCGUGGCUGCAGCAGUGAAAACCGGCACCCUGGUCGCCCUGGUCAACAAUGCCGCCGUGGUAGAGCCGUACGGAAAGGUCGCGACCACAGAUUUAGGUGGGUGGUCGAAAAUCCUGGCCAUCAAUGUCGUUGCACCGGUUGGCAUGAUCCAGAAGUCCCUGCCGCAUUUGCGCCAGACGGAGGGCCGGGUUAUAAACCUGACGUCGAUUGCCAGCAAGGUCCCGUUCUUGAACAUGUCGAGCUACGGGGCGUCCAAGGCCGCACUGAACCAUGUUAAUGAGCUCCUGGGGCUUGAGGAGCCGCGCAUUACGGCAGUUGUGAUUGACCCAGGAAUCGCCGAUACCGACAUGCUUGAUCUGGUUAUUGAUGGCGCCGAGCGGUCUGGCGAAGAAGGUACUGCGGCGCUCAACCACAUUAAUGGCAAUAAGAUUGGUGCUGAGCUACCGGGGCGCGUCAUUGGCAACCUAGCCCUGUAUGCGGACCACAGUCUGUCAGGAAAGUUUGUCGCCUAUGGAGAUCCUGAGCUGGACACGUAUGCGCAGUAGCAUCCACAUAUGGCAUCAUAUAUACAUU
Linderina pennispora is the source of this 790-nucleotide messenger RNA. RefSeq names its product NAD(P)-binding protein. The record is from RefSeq and is a predicted model, not a curated record. The transcript has a single exon. Gene Ontology annotation, cellular component: membrane. Bases 1 to 762 code for a protein of 253 amino acids. Gene Ontology annotation, molecular function: oxidoreductase activity. Lineage: Eukaryota; Fungi; Kickxellomycota; Kickxellomycetes; Kickxellales; Kickxellaceae.